GCGCAUGCGCAGCAGCCGCCGCGCUCCGCUCCGCUCGCGCCGCGCGGGGCUGCCCGGAGCCGCCUGAGGAGCGGCCGCUGCCCGCGCCCCGCUCCCGCUGCCGCUGCCGGAGCAGCAGCGCACCGCGGCCGGCAGCGCUCUCGGGGACAGCCGCCCGGCCGCGUGGAGCCUGCGGGGCGUCCCCCGGCUCCCGGCCGGCCUCUUCCUCCUUCCUCAGGGCGGCCCCGGGAUGGCGGCGUGAGGCGGCGGCACCGCGCGAGCAGCCUGCCCUCCAGAGGAGUUGCUGUGGCCUAUUCUGGAGCACAUCUGACUGCUACUACCAACAGGGGCCCCAGCCAGCCACGAUGUACUGCCUUCAGUGGUUGCUACCUGUCCUGCUCAUACCCAAGCCCCUCAACCCAGCAUUGUGGUUCAGUCACUCAAUGUUCAUGGGAUUCUACCUGCUCAGUUUUCUCCUGGAACGGAAACCUUGCACAAUUUGUGCCUUGGUCUUCCUGGCAGCUCUAUUCCUCAUCUGCUACAGCUGCUGGGGGAACUGCUUCUUGUAUCACUGCACAGGAUCCCAGUUGCCAGAAUCAGCUCAUGAUCCCAACAUAGUGGGCACCUAGAAAAUCAUAAUCUUCCAGUCUGCUGAGGGCUCUUCUUUUGCUUUUAAAAAGGGGGUGGGGCUGGGGAGGAGGGGGGUGUCAGGUAUGGGACUGGAGUAAGGACAACCUGUUUCCUGUAACUGUGCGUGGACUGGAGUGGCAAAUUCUUCCCACUCUGCCUGUGAAAUUCGACUCGUUUACUGUGUGAACUCUGGCAGCACCACCUGCUUUUUUAGAAGCAGAAGUCUUUUUUUUUUCCUUUCCCGUAUCACCGGGAACAGACACCAGCCCUCUCAACUGAGACCUGCUGGAAGCCUGAGCUGCUGGCCCCUGCCCAGCUGGGAGUGCUGGAGUUGUGUCGCUUGUCUGCAUUAGGCCACGGUGGCCUAACUCGGGGCUCUUGGCCCACUGAUCCUGCUUGAAUAGUUACAAGAUUCUCUCAGUCUCUCUUUGUGGGGAGCCAGCCUUCCCACCUUGCUGAUCAAGGGCAAAUGCAACAGCUCACAGAUGGACUUGGCCAAAAGCUGCUGAAGCCAGAGGCAGUUGAGUCAUCUCCUCCUGCUCAGCCUGCCAAAGAGAUGUGUGUACUGCUGAAGUGCUUUCUGAACUCUGUGCUCCGAGAUCCCAGCCUGAAAGCCUCAGUUAUGCUACUGCUUUUAUAAAGCUUGAUGGGCAGUAGAGACUGUCUCUUCCCCUCCUCCUUCGUGUCCUGGGUUUACCAAGGUAUUGACUGUUGGGAGAAAGAACCAGCAUGCUGCAAGACACAGGGUUUUGGAAGCCACUCAGCUUUACCCUACAAAACUCAUGCUGGCCCAAAAGGCUGGGUGUGGGCAGGACAGGAGAGGAUCCAUGAGGAGGAGGCAUGGCUUGAAGCAGUAAAUGCUUCUGCCGUUUUCAGAGAUAAUGGUUUUGGGCCAGAGGUGACAGAAGGUGCUGGUGCUACUGACUAGAAAAGGGCAGAAGCUGGAAAAAUGCCAGGAGUCUCCACCUUCCAUGGCAGAAGGAUGUCAAGAAUCCAAUGUGAUGGUGGGUCAGGCCUGCAGCCUGGGGUGGAGGUUGGUUUGUGAGAAGACUUAGAGGUUGACACAAAACACUUACCUCUAAACUUUGAAGGUUUCCAUCCCCUUUGCCAUCUGUUUGUCUUUCCUUCAGUCUUCUGGUGGAGAGCAGCAGAAGUGGCUGUUGCUGUCCUGAGGCAGUUCAAGCUAUGAGGUUGUGAAACUUCCAGAGUAUUGUUUGUUCAUUGCACAGCUGUUCAAAAUGUUUAAUAAAGCUUUAUAAACUUUG
Poecile atricapillus (Black-capped chickadee) is the source of this 1874-nucleotide messenger RNA. RefSeq names its product BLCAP apoptosis inducing factor (gene BLCAP). The record is from RefSeq and is a predicted model, not a curated record. The transcript has 2 exons. The coding region runs from base 345 to 608 and encodes 87 amino acids. Lineage: Eukaryota; Metazoa; Chordata; Aves; Passeriformes; Paridae.